AUGAAACGAAGGGUAGACAAGUGUUUAGUUGAAAUUUUCGAAUCUUCUACCAAUCAACAAAAAAUGAAAGCAGUAUUACUAACUUUUAUAUUGUGUUUAGUUAUCAGCGAGUUGUAUUGUUCUUUAGAACACGAAUGGAACCAAUUUAAAGUUACUUACAAUAAAAAAUAUAAGACAAGUAGGGAAGAACAGAGAAGGUUUAAGGCAUUCAAAAAAAAUAUAAGGGAAAUAACCAAUCACAAUACAAGAUUUAAGAAAGGUUUAGAAACGUUCGAGAAAGGUUUGACUGUAUUCGCAGACCUUACGAAAAAUCAAUUCGAUAAAAAAUAUGGUUUUAAUCUCUUUAAACCGAAAACGAUGAUUGUUUACACUAGCACCCACAGACACAACAAAUCAGCAUCAACGGAGUAUUUCGACUGGAGAGAAAAGGGUGCCGUAACUCCCAUAAAGGACCAAGGAAUUUGUGGAUCCUGUUGGAUAUUUAGCGCAAUAGGAAUGCUGGAAGGUUACAACCUUUUAAAAACUGGUCAACUAAUAUCGCUGAGUGAACAAAACGUGGUUGAUUGUUUUUCCAGCUCGUCGUGUAAAGGGGGAUUUCCCGUAGAUGCGAUCCACUACGUUAAAGAAAAUGGCAUAAGCACAGCGGCCGAUUACCCUUACAGACAAACCCAGGACAAAUGUAAAGGCAAUGUGCCCAGGAUUACGAUAGACUUCGAAGGAUUUAAUACACUGAACGUAACCGAAGACGGACUGAAAAAGCUGUUGAUCAAGUUCGGACCUCUAGGCAUCAGCUUGUACGUAUCCGGAGUUUGGAGGUUGUACAAAAGAGGAGUUUGGUACCAAAAAGAGUGCUCCGAUAACAUCAAUCACGCCGUCAUUUUAGUCGGUUACGGCACUGAAAACGGUGAAGAUUACUGGUUGAUUAAAAACUCUUGGGGAAAGUCAUGGGGAGAAGAUGGUUAUAUUAAAAUUGCAAGAAAUAGACAUGAAAAUUAUUGCGGGUUAACUAAAGAUGUUAUGUAUAUCUAUUAA
Molecule: messenger RNA, 1032 nt
Organism: Phyllotreta striolata
Lineage: Eukaryota; Metazoa; Arthropoda; Insecta; Coleoptera; Chrysomelidae
Source: the annotation of a GenBank genome assembly